AUGGGCGCCCUUUCCUCUCUCUUCCAGUCCUGUAUACAGGGCAGGAAACUACAUAGACGUCGUGCGCCUACUACAGCAUCUCCGGAGAGCAGGCCAUGCUCUGUGCCCAACACGCAAAAUCCCCCCUCAGCCACGCAAACUACGACUAUUCGUAUAGUUGAGUCUGUCGACUCGAUUUCGCUUUCAGAGUAUAGCUGUGAAUCUCUCCCAUUAGAGGGAACAUCGCCAUCAUUGAAACCAACCCAUGUACAUGGUCACGACCACAACAACAACCCUGAAAAGAAUGAGCACGAGGACGAGGACGAAGACACGGCCGUUGAAUCAGAGGCCGAAUCUCUGAACGAGAAAGCAGAUCCAGCUUUCGAAAAAGAAAUAUUAACACCUACCACAACUACUGCUGCCGCACUCAAACACCGCGCUCUGCCUCCCCUGCCAACAGAAGACGCAGCACCACCACCACCACCACCAUCACCAAUAAUAAUCCCAAUCAACCCACUCAGCUCGCGAAAGCUCCCGGAGAUAAAAACCCGCGUGAUUGAAGAUAUCCCCGAAGCCACCGAGGAAGAAGAAAAGGCAGAGAAGCCAACAGAGCAAGAGCAAGAGCGAACCCAGCGACGCGGCCACAAACGCACCACGACAUGGCGCCAGAGCCGGCGGAAGUCGAUGCUCGAGCUCUUCACUUUACUCCAGAGCUCGAAUGCCCCUGCGUCCUCCGAGUCCGGGGAUGGAUCGGCCGCCCCUACCACCUCUGCCUCGACCGCAUCAACAACAGGUCUCUCGCUUUCAUUCUCCAGCUUCCGCUUCCCACUUCCCCCGACUCGUACGCCGCUCCGACUGUCCCAGCUCCAAAGACACCACCGACAACGCCAGCGCCAACGACCCAUGUCUUCAUCCGAUCACGCGUCCUCGGCAGAACGAACGCGCAGGGACAUGUCGAGACCACGAACAGGAGCGGCCCCCGAGCCGAAACCUGAACGGGAUCCCGAGAGGUACGAAGACGUCGCGAUGCCCGCGCCGCUGCGGACGAAGAAAGAACGACGGAUGGGGACGGCGGUGUUCCCGCCCAUGUCUCGCGCCCUGGGUGCGAUGAGAGAGAUGGCCGAGGGCCCUGCGACUAAACAAGGACAGCCUCUUUUUUGCUAG
Molecule: messenger RNA, 1143 nt
Organism: Aspergillus ochraceoroseus IBT 24754
Lineage: Eukaryota; Fungi; Ascomycota; Eurotiomycetes; Eurotiales; Aspergillaceae
Exons: 2
Coding region: 1-1143 (380 amino acids)
Source: RefSeq, a predicted model, not a curated record